AAGAAGCUGUUUGAAUGUGUCAUUGCGUGUAGCUCCAGCCUGAACCUGAAGUGACAGUGUCCGAUGCCAGUCGCUUGAAAACCUGCUGCCUGCAAACAGAACAGUUCUUCAGAUAUGUAGCUGACAAGCUGAAAUCCGUAUUUUAACCGUCCUUAUCGUCAUCAGCGCAUCAGAAGCGAUAAUCGAUUGAUAUUUACAUCAUCGUGCAUUUCCCUAGAGAGUGAUGACAGGUGCGUCAAGCAAUGACUGCCCACACUUGGAGUGUGUGGGGGAGAUCACCAAGGAGGAACUCAUACAGAAGUCUCAUGGUCAGUGUCAGGACUGUAAAGUCAGGGGGCCAAAUCUUUGGGCCUGUCUAGAGAAUGGCUGUUCAUAUGUUGGCUGUGGGGAGUCGCAUGCAGAUCACAGCACCGUCCACUCUCAGGAAACGAGGCACAACCUGACGGUCAAUCUGACCACCUUGAGAGUGUGGUGCUACGCUUGCACCAAGGAGGUUUUCCUAGAAAGAAAACUAGGUCCCCAUACACAGUUGCCUAGCACUGCCAAACCUGCCUCCCCAGUGCAGACCCCCAACCAGGACCCCAAAGCUCUCGGCAGCCCCACCUCUCUGAGAGUUCCUCUAGUGGGAGCCUGUGAUGACCUGGAUAUGGAGACCGAGGAGGAAGACGAACUGAGAAGCAGAGGUCUGACUGGACUGAAAAACAUCGGUAAUACCUGUUACAUGAACGCAGCACUCCAGGCGCUCUCCAACUGUCCUCCCCUGACUCAGUUUUUCCUUGACUGUGGUGGUCUGGUGAAGACAGACAAGAAGCCAGCGCUAUGCAAGAGCUAUCAGAAACUCAUCACAGACCUGUGGCACAAAAACAGGAACUCUUAUGUGGUCCCCAUAAAUGUAUUCCAGGGCAUCAAGGCUGUAAACCCAAUGUUUCGUGGUUAUUCCCAACAGGAUUCUCAGGAGUUUCUACGCUGUCUAAUGGACCAACUCCACGAGGAGCUCAAGGAGCCCAUUCCUGAACCUGAGGACCCAAACCAGCCUGUGGUCAUUGACGACAGUCCCGACGAGGACAACCAUAGCCAAUCAGAUGACUUCCAGUCCUGCGAUUCUUGCGGUAGCAGCGAUUGUGCUGAUAGUGAAGGCCCCAGAGUCCGGGAGGACAUCAAUGAAGCUGAGAUGCUGAUCCCUGAGCAGAACCAGAACAACAGAGAUUGGCAGAAAGAGAAGAACCUCAUCAAUAAUCUGUAUCGGGCUGGUUCCCAUGGUGACCUGGAUAAAGACGUGGACACAGCCAGUGAGUCAAGGCCAAUCAUCAGCAGCCAAGGAGCCAUUAAAUCUCAGGGUCGAACUGCAGACUCGAACCCUGAAAUCCAGUUCAGCAGCAGCACCAGACCUCAGAGUCCCAGUGCAAAUGAAGGGAUCACAUCUAGACUGUCCAGCAGUCCACCCAAAUCCUCCAUGUGGCCUAAUCUGAGCUCUGCUCACAAGAAAGUGUUGGCAGUGCCCUUGUUCACUCCACCAAAGAGUAAGCAGCAGAGGAAAUAUCGCAGCAUAAUCUCUGAAGUGUUUGAUGGCACCAUUGUGAGCUCUGUUCAGUGUCUGACCUGUGACAGGGUUUCGGUGACUCUGGAGAACUUCCAGGACAUUUCUCUGCCCAUCCCGGGGAAAGAGGAUCUUGCCAAGCUGCACUCUUCCUCCCAUCAGACUGCUCUGGUCAAGGCUGGUUCCUGUGGAGAAGCCUACGCCCCUCAAGGCUGGAUCGCUUUCGUCAUGGAAUAUAUCAAGAGCUGGUUCUGGGGUCCUGUGGUCAUGCUGCAGGACUGUCUUGCUGCCUUUUUUGCCAGGGACGAACUAAAAGGGGACAACAUGUACAGCUGUGAAAAAUGCAAGAAGUUACGAAAUGGAGUCAAAUUCUGCAAAGUUCAGAGUUUGCCAGAGAUUUUGUGCAUUCACCUCAAGCGUUUCAGACAUGAACUUAUGUUCUCCACCAAAAUAAGCACGCAUGUGUCCUUCCCUUUGGAAGGCCUUGAAAUGCAGCCCUUCCUAGCCAAGGACAGCUCUGCCCAGACCACCACCUACAACCUGCUGUCGGUCAUCUGUCACCAUGGCACUGCCAGCAGUGGUCACUACAUUGCCUAUUGUAGGAAUGAGCUGAACCACUUAUGGUACCAGUUUGACGACCAAAGCGUUACUGAAGUAUCUGAGUCCUGUGUUCAAAACGCUGAGGCAUAUGUGCUCUUUUACAAGAAGAGUAAUGACGAGGCUCAGAAGGAGAGGCGGAAGGUGAACGGUCUGCUUAACAUGAUGGAGCCCAGCCUCCUGCAGUUCUACAUCUCCCGCCAGUGGCUGAACAAGUUCAAAACCUUUGCCGAGCCAGGACCCAUUUCCAACAAUGACUUCCUGUGUGCCCAUGGAGGUAUUCCACCAAAUAAAGCCACAUCCAUUGAUGAUCUUGUAAUGAUGCUUCCUCAAAACGUAUGGGAUCAUCUGUAUAGCAGAUAUGGAGGUGGUCCUGCUAUCAAUCAUUUGUACGUCUGCCACACCUGCCAGACUGAGAUCGAAAAGCUGGAGAAACGACGCAAGAAUGAGCUGGACAUGUUUGUGCGGCUGAACAAGUCGUUUCAGGAGGAGGAGUCUCCUGUGGUAAUAUACUGUAUCAGCAUGCAGUGGUUCCGGGAAUGGGAGGACUUUGUCAAAGGCAAGGACAUUGACCCACCAGGGCCAAUUGAUAACUCCAAGAUUGCUGUAAAUAAAAAUGGACACAUCACAUUAAAGUCAGGUGCCGAUUCAGGGCAGAUAUCCGAGGAGACCUGGAACUUUCUCUAUUCCAUCCAUGGAGGAGGGCCGGUGGUGACUGUACGGCCCAGCAUCAGCCAUCAGGAAGCAGAGAACUCCCAAGCGGAGGAGAAGAUUGAAGUAGAGACACGCUCUUUGUAGAUGUUCUGAAUUGCUGCCGCACCCUAAGGGGACCAAAAAACACAUUAUUUUGCACUUCACUUUUCUUUUUAAAGCAUUCGAGCAAAGGACCUUACAGCUUCACCUCAGCACACAGACACAACACUCUCCCAAACUCUCCUUUCCCUUUAUGACUGUUCUUUAUAGCAGACAGAUGGAUUAAACCUCCUCGUGUACACCUCGUAUUUGUAAAUACUGUGCAUAUCCACAUCCUAUUGGCACUUGUAAUCAAUUAGACCGAAAGCACAUUUUCACAGUUCAAAGUGCAUUUGAUUUCUGUGUUCGACUGCGUUCCAGACAGAUUCUGCUUUCCCCAAACCAAAUAGUCCACGAUUUGUGAAGGAUUCCACUGCAUCUUUCUGUAGAUAUUGCGGGGGUACUGCCUUAUUUAAGAAAUGAAUGAAUAUGUUGUCUUAGUGGAUGAAAUCCUCAUGUUUGGGUUAUGAAGGGAUACAAAAUUCUAUGUAGGCUCAGGAAAGAAUAUUUUUUUUUGUUUCGUUUUGGACGGUACUGUAGAUUCAAAAGCGUGCAUGCUACAGCUCUGAUGUUGGAUAUGUAUUUAAAUGUACUAGUACUUAAAGAACACACGUUCCUACACUAAAUGUUAUUUAUUCCACAGGGGUAUGAUUACUCUAGCAUUCAUAGACGUUUUCUUUGUUAGAAAAUGAUUCGGCAAGCUAAUUCUAAGCAGAAUGCACACUAAUAGGAAUGAUCUGGCAAGAAAAUUGAUUCCUCGUUUUUAUUUGUUUCAUAGCGGUGUCACUCGGUUGCAUGUAGAUGCAAACAAUAAGGUGAACAUUUGAACACAUCAGUGGCUGUCUUGUUUAAAAAUGCUGUGUAAUAGAAAAACAUUGGCGCAAUGAAAUCCUGCUGCCUCACAUGUGUACAUUCAAGGCAUUAUUUAAUGAAUAGAAGGAUGUGAUGUCAUUUUUCUAAAUUAAUUGUACGCAAAGAUGAAAGCUGUAUUUGCGUGUCUAUUAUUAAACCCAAAACUUAUGCAGUGGA
Myxocyprinus asiaticus (Chinese sucker) is the source of this 3955-nucleotide messenger RNA. RefSeq names its product ubiquitin carboxyl-terminal hydrolase 33-like. The transcript has 24 exons. NCBI's taxonomy places the organism in Eukaryota, Metazoa, Chordata, Actinopteri, Cypriniformes, Catostomidae. Gene Ontology annotation, molecular function: zinc ion binding; cysteine-type deubiquitinase activity. The record is from RefSeq and is a predicted model, not a curated record. Gene Ontology annotation, biological process: protein deubiquitination. The coding region runs from base 224 to 2932 and encodes 902 amino acids.